Molecule: messenger RNA, 3252 nt
Organism: Rhipicephalus microplus (southern cattle tick)
Lineage: Eukaryota; Metazoa; Arthropoda; Arachnida; Ixodida; Ixodidae
Product: neural cell adhesion molecule 2
Molecular function (GO): protein binding
Source: RefSeq, a predicted model, not a curated record
AUGGUGAGACGGACUUCUCUUCUAGGAUCGCCCCUGGUGUCCUGCGCGGUGCGCGUUCUGCUGGGUGCAGUGCUGGUGCAAACUAGGAUACAGGGGCCGGCCAACAAGGAACAGCCAUACGCCUCCAUUGUGUACACGGCCGUGGCGCGUGGCAAGGUGGCCCUGCCGUGCGACAUCAGCCCCCCAACACCGGACGACUCCGUGACUCUGGUGCUGUGGUACAAGGACGAGAGCCUAGCACCUAUCUUCACGCUCGACUCACGUCGGGCCCACGUUGACCAGGCCCGCCAAUCACUUUCGGGACACGGCCUGGAUCACCGGGCCCACUUCAACAUGGCCAAUCAACCGGCCUUUCUGCAGAUAGAUCCUGUCGAAGAGGCGGAUGCCGGAGAGUACCGAUGCCGAGUGGACUUCCGCCGCGGCCGAUCUAUCAACACCGUCAUUCACCUCAACGUGAUAGUGCCCCCCGGCGAUCCCAUCAUCGUGGAUGAAGACGGCCGCAGGAUGGAGGGACUGGUGGGCCGCUUCAACGAAGGGGAAAAUCUCCGGCUCGUCUGCCAAGUGCAGGGAGGUAAGCCUCGUCCGGUGGUCACGUGGUGGCGCGACAAGCGGCUGGUGGACGACAACUACACCGUGGUGGGUGACUCGGUGCACAACAGCAUCGAGAUACGUGAACUGAGGCGCGCCGACUUCCUCGUUGUGCUCACGUGCCAGGCCAGCAACAACAACGUUACGGUGGCUGCUUCUCGCUCCAUCACGCUCGACAUGAACUUGAUUCCACUGGACGUGACUAUCCAGCCACCGAAGCGGCCCCUGUCCGCCGAUAAGGAAAUUGAGUUGGUCUGUUCCUCGAGUGGAUCGAGACCCCCAGCACUGCUUACUUGGUGGAAAAGUGGAGAACAGAUCCUAUCUUCUAAGGAACACCAGGUUCAAGAGGGUGUGAGCACCAGCUCGAGCGUGAUCCUGUUUACGCCUCGAGCGGAGGAUAAUGGUCUCGUGCUGUCAUGCCGAGCAGAGAACCAGUUCAUCCCAGGAAGCGCGAUUGAGGAAGGCUGGAAGCUCGACGUUUUCUAUAAGCCUCGCAUCACAUUGGUGCUUGGUCAGAACCUCAAGGAGCACGAUAUUCACGAAGGCCGAGAUGUGUACCUGGAGUGUCACGUGGAUGCCAGCCCUGUGGCUACCGAGGUGACGUGGCUCUUCGAAGGUCAUGAAGUCGCCACUAACACCAGUGCCGGAGUCAUUGUUAGCAACCAGUCGCUAGUGCUGCAGAAGGUGCGGAGGUCCCGCCGUGGACGCUACAGCUGCACCGCCGCUAAUCGAGAAGGACACGGGACCAGCAACAUCUUUAUCUUGCGAGUAAAAUUUGCACCAAUAUGCAAACCGGGCCAGAAGCGAAUCUACGGAGUAUCGCAAAUGGAUUCAGUGUCCGUACACUGCGAAUUGGAAGCGGAUCCAGGAGACGUGACCUUUCACUGGCGUUUCAACAGUUCGUCUAGUGGCAAGCGUAUCGACUUGGCCAGCUAUAGCCAUGCGCAGACACGCAGCACGGCCAUGUACUCUCCGCAGAAUAGCGAUGACUUUGGCUAUCUACUCUGUUGGGGAGCCAACGAGGUCGGCAAGCAGCUGCAUCCCUGCAACUUCACGGUCGUACCAGCAGGUCCACCGGAGGCUGUAAGCAACUGCAGCCAGUUGAAUGCCACCGAGGACUCGGUGUCGUUCGAGUGCGCCGAGGGCUCCUGGGACGGCGGCGUCACGCCAGUCACGUUCUUCGUCGAGCUUCACGACAUCGAAAGCGGCCGCCUGGUGGCGAACGCGCCCGCUUCCCCCGUGCCGGCGUUCGGCUUCUCGGGGCUUGCCGGUGGCACCUCAUUUCAAGCCAGCAUGUACGCGAGGAACGCUAAAGGGCACCGGCCGCCUACACGCUUCGUCGUGAGCACGCUGCGGCCCGCCGAAAAGCUUACGGCUGGAAGCCAAGCCAUCAUAAUGAUAAGGCCCGUCCUAGGAGUCAUCAUGGGUAUCAUAUUAACCCUGGUCAUAGCAGCGAUCGUAAUUAUAAUCAUUAUAAAGUACAAGCAUCCUAGAAAAACAAGGGAUGACUACAAGGAAAGAACAGAUGACAAGUCACAGAGUCUGCUCAAAAAAGAUGGAGAGGAAUUCAUUGACAUAGAAGGCCGUGGCCCGGACAUUAUACCAGCAGCUCCAAUAACGUAUGAUGGGGUACACGAAGAUAAAAAACAAUACGAAGAGCAUGCUGUGGCGACUUACUACAAUUUGCCAGUUGCAGAGAAUGAGAUCGGUCACUCUGGAACGCUACCAUCUAGUAAAUAUACCAAUGGAAAGCAUACUUAUAAGCAGGAGGCCGCUGGUUCAGACCUAACUCACGUAGAGCUUGCCUUGUCAAGAUCGGGUGGAGCAUGCAUGUCGGCCACUCUACCACGGCCACACAGGACUGUCCUGGAUGAUUUUCGUGGCACCGAAUACGGCCGCAUAGACUUCCAACGAAGCACUGCUCUACGACCUCUUCCGUCAGGUCAUCAGAUUCCAGGCGGUCCUGAGGACAUGGACGAGAACGACAGCAUCAGGCCAAACCUUUCCGACACGCCUGUGGUUACGGGAAACCGAAUGGAAAGCACUGUCUAGCCAAGACAUAUUUUUUCUGUUUUUAUAGCUUUCAACACGGUUGAUACAGAAGAAGCCGAGCAGGGUCGCCCAUUCAACGUCCCAACUAAGGCGAAACAGUGCAAUCGUGGUGCGUGUCUGCGCAAGCGCCUCACCGGAUAACCAAACUGAACCUGUGAGAUGUAAAGUUCGUGAUUCUCCCCAAGUGCGCUUAGAGAGAAGGAAUACUGGACAUUUGCGUUUCUCGAAAACGAUGCACCGGAAUGCUACAGCUGUGCAACUGUAUCCAUAACAUGUGUGCAGAAGUUUGCAAGAUGACUACGCAGAGGUGCCUUUGAAAGGAACGGAUCACAGCAAGAGGAAAGUGUCGUGGUCAGCGGGGGCUCAAGUGCUCAACAAACGUGUUUCACCUGCAGUUGUGUUCAGUGACUUUGCGAAUCCGUAUGACUCAAUUUGUAUUGUACAUAAAAAAUACGGGCAAUGUUGACUUUACAGGGAAAAGAAAACCGAGGGCUGUUUUUGUGAAUAUGAGUGAUAUCUUUAGAGAAAAGUGUGGCUCUUCAGUCUUUCGUCUCUUCCACUCGCACGGGGAAUUCAGGUAAGCAGAGAGUAAACGAGUUCUUUAUUCUCGGA